AUGGAAAGUAAUCUAUCUAAUACUGAAUCACCUUCGCCUUCACCAUCUUCACCUUCAUCGAGUGCUACCCCAACAACUACCAAUAUAUCUACAAACACCACCAAUAAUGAGAACCCUGGCAUCCACACGUCGGCAACAACAAAUACAACUCCAUCGUCUGCAGACACUACAACAAAACCUAAACGUCAAAGAAGAAGUUAUAGUUGUGGUCCAUGUAAAUUAUUAAAAAUUAAAUGUGAUUUACAAAUCCCUUGUACUGCUUGUAAAAAAUUCAAUCGAGUUAAUCGAUGUUUAUUACAACCGCCUCAACCUCCUUCACAACAAGAAUUGAGUAAAAUUCAAGAACGGAAAAAGAGAACCACAAUUAAGAAAAUGAAAUUGUCCAAUGAAUUCGUUCAAGCAUAUAAUGUUAACCCUAAUGCAUUACCCUCAAUGAUUUCUACAAUGGAAACUACUUCGAAGAAUUAUGAAAAGAAAACUCAGAAACAUAAAAUGAAUCAAAUACUGUUAGACAAGGAUUCAUCUCCUAAAGAAAAUACCAGCAAAACUUUAAAGCAAUUGAAUAAUUUCAAUGGUAAUAGGAAAGAUACUCAAUUGACAAAAAAUUCCAACUCAAUGUCACCCCAUUCCCUUAUUGAAAUUCAACGGCAUCACUUGAGUUUUCAACAACCACAAAUGAAUAAACAACAAUUACAUCCAAUUUCUUAUAUCACCUCUGUAUCAUCGCCAUCUUCAGCAUUGACAUCAACAAGUCUUAAUUUCCCUCAAGGUUCUCAACAAGAAGAUGUGAUUCAAUAUUUACUUACUAUGGAUUCACAAAAAACGAUUGAUUUAACUAUGGUUGAUAUUAAAAGAAUAAAACGACUAUUACCAAAUGAUUUUGGGUUAUUCAAAAGCAUGUUUGAUUGUUAUUUAAACACCGUUAAUCCCAUUGCCAUCGAUAUGCAAGAUUUUUCAGAAAUUUUCAAACAAAGUAAUCUAGUGUAUAAUAAGCUUUUAUCAAUUGAUGAUGAAAAUCCCAAAAAUUUAAGUAUUAAUGUCCUGUUCACUUUAAUUGAAUUACGAAACUUGUCAUUAUUUUUCCUUAUUCUUGUCAAUGGAUUAUUAUUUGAUUUUAGGGGUGAAAAGCCGCCACUUGAUAGUACACGACAAACCCACAACAAUCGUUAUACCAAUUUCUUACUUGAAAGAAGUAUAUAUAAAUCAAAACAUGACGUGAUUGAAGAUUGGAUUAAAAUAUCGAAAUUUAUUAAAUUAAAAGUUUUAGCUUACGAAAGUUUAACUGAUAUUAUUUUCUUAAUAGAUUGGUAUAUGAUUCUUAAGAAUUAUUAUGAUUAUGAAAACAUGGUAGUGGAAAAUUAUCUUGAAUUUAAUAAUUUAUUAAAUUAUCUUGUGUUGAAUAAUGAUUUUAUUAAUACCAUUGAAGAUCCUUAUAACGAAGUGGGUCGAAAUUCAAAUGAAGAAGAAGAAGAAGAAGAUGCAGCAACUACUUCAGUAGACGAAAAUGAAGUGGUAUAUCCUGAUACCAGACAAUUCAAGGUUUUAUCAAAAUAUUGGAUUCAACUUCGUUUAAUCGAAAUUGAUUAUACAUUUUUCCAAUUCAAAGGAUCAUUAUUAUUUGCCAAUCAAUUGAAAGGUACAGUUGUUCCUCACAAAAAAAUCUUGAAAACUCUUUAUAAAGAUGUUGAAUUGGAUCCAAUUACUACUCAUUUAAUGAAAAUAUGGGGGUUAUAUUAUAAACGAUCGAAAAAUACCACUUCAGUACGAGAAAUCAUUAAAGAUUAUUUAUUAUUAUAUUGUAAUAUGAUGGGUACUUUAAAAGAUGAACUAAAUGAAUUUGAAACCAAUAAACCAUUAGAAUUACCCAAUCUGAGAUCAAUUAAUUUAAAAGAUAUCGAAUUACUUAUUAAAAAUCAAAGACUUUUACAUUUAUUUGUUAGAUGGUUAUCAUUCAUUCGUAUUGAAUCAAAUUAUUUCCCAAGCCUACGCUAUACUACUUAUUUCACUACAGUAAUGAAUUUAUUUAAUCAUUUCAAUUAUUUGGAUGAUAAAAGUAAUAAUAAUGUUUUAUCAAUGAUUUUCAAUAAUUAUUCCCUAAGCAAUAUUAAAUUAUUUUAUCAAUGUUUGGUAUUUCAAGGUAUUUUUUUAGUAUUAUUGAAAAAUGCUUUAAAUGGGAAUAAUAAUUAUCCGAAUAAUAAUCCGUCAACUUCAUUGCCAAAAUUUAAAAUUAAUUUAGAGAAAAUUUAUCAAUUUCUGUUACAUCAAUAUCAAACAACUUUAAAUAAAAUAUUAAAUCAUGAAGUUUGUCGAGAAUUACAGGAAAAUAUUACGUUAUUCAAAUUAAUUGCCAAUUUAUCCAUUGAAUUCAAUCAAUAUUUAAUUAACCCAAUAACUAACAAUAACCCUAAAGAUAAAGAUUUGGAUUUGACAGAAUUAAUUUAUGAUUUAAAAUCUAAAAUUUCUUCAUCAAAUUGGGAUUUAUUAUUAAAUUAUUUCUUUGGUUCAAAAGAUAAUUUUGCUAGAUAUAUUGAAAAAAUUUGGGAUUUAUUUCAAUAUUUAAAGAUUGAUCCAACAACCACAACAACAACCAGUACAGUUUCUACAACUGAUAUACCAAUAACAUCAAAGAUUUAUUUAAAUGAUCAAUUAAUUGAUGAUGUUAUGGGGAAAUUUAGUGGAUUUAAAUUUGAUGAAAAUGUCGUUAAUGAAUAUUUCAAACAUUGUGUUGAACCAAAUAUCUUUGAAUAA
Messenger RNA from Candida albicans SC5314, 2748 nucleotides. RefSeq names its product Zcf8p (gene ZCF8). Bases 1 to 2748 code for a protein of 915 amino acids. NCBI's taxonomy places the organism in Eukaryota, Fungi, Ascomycota, Pichiomycetes, Serinales, Debaryomycetaceae. Gene Ontology annotation, biological process: regulation of transcription by RNA polymerase II. The record is from RefSeq and is a predicted model, not a curated record. Gene Ontology annotation, molecular function: RNA polymerase II cis-regulatory region sequence-specific DNA binding; zinc ion binding; DNA-binding transcription activator activity, RNA polymerase II-specific. The transcript has a single exon. Gene Ontology annotation, cellular component: nucleus.